Panonychus citri (citrus red mite) is the source of this 631-nucleotide messenger RNA. It is a transcript of the gene SmD1, whose product is annotated as small nuclear ribonucleoprotein Sm D1-like. Gene Ontology annotation, molecular function: RNA binding. Gene Ontology annotation, biological process: spliceosomal snRNP assembly; RNA processing. Gene Ontology annotation, cellular component: spliceosomal tri-snRNP complex; precatalytic spliceosome; U12-type spliceosomal complex. Bases 140 to 517 code for a protein of 125 amino acids. The record is from RefSeq and is a predicted model, not a curated record. NCBI's taxonomy places the organism in Eukaryota, Metazoa, Arthropoda, Arachnida, Trombidiformes, Tetranychidae. The transcript has 3 exons.
GUAAACACAAUCACUUAGCGAGUGUUUUGAUUUUUAUUGUUUUCUAUUAAAUUAAUUAAUUGAUUGAUCUCUUUUUUUGAUUAAGUGUAUUAUUAACCAUUUGUAUUAUAAUAGGUUCAAGUGUUGAUUAUUCCAAAAAAUGAAGCUUGUCAGAUUUUUGAUGAAACUUUCAAAUGAGACUUUAACAGUCGAAUUGAAAAAUGGAUCAGUCAUUACUGGAACUGUUACCGGUGUUGAUGUUGCCAUGAAUACCCACAUGAAAUUUGUAAAAGUUGUUCCACCUAAAGGAGGUGAUCCUAUGAAAUUGGAAGCUCUAUCCAUAAGAGGUAACAAUAUAAGAUACUUUUUACUGCCUGAUGCUUUACCAUUGGAAACUUUACUGGUUGAUGAUACACCGAAAACAAAAGCCAAGAAAAGAGAAGCAGCGGCUCGAGGUCGUGGACGAGGACGUGGCCGAGGAAGAGGCCGUGGUGGUCGAGGCGGCGGAGGACCCCCACCUAGAAAAAGAACCAAUUAAACCUCUAACCAAAUGAUCAUCUUUAACUGAUUUAAUCAAUUUUAUUGUAAUACAUGUUUGCUGAUGAACAAUAAGAAAUAGAAUUGAUUUCUUCGCAAAAAAAGAAAGAAAGAA